Molecule: messenger RNA, 1637 nt
Organism: Zychaea mexicana
Lineage: Eukaryota; Fungi; Mucoromycota; Mucoromycetes; Mucorales; Lichtheimiaceae
Product: transmembrane amino acid transporter protein-domain-containing protein
Exons: 5
Coding region: 204-1526 (440 amino acids)
Biological process (GO): amino acid transmembrane transport
Cellular component (GO): vacuolar membrane
Molecular function (GO): amino acid transmembrane transporter activity
Source: RefSeq, a predicted model, not a curated record
GGAAAAUACUAAUGUAGCGCGCGAAGAAAGAGUGUAUUUCUUCACCAAUUUAUUGCUAUACUUGAUAUGCCUGAAACCUUAUUCAGGCGCAGAUUCGAUAAUUUUUUUUUUAAAAAGAUCUUGUUUUCUCCGUUUUAUUUAUUAUAUCUCAUUGUUUUUCUAUUUCUCCUCCUCCUUCGCCCUUUUCCUUCUUUCUAUACCGUAUGUCAAAGAUGCUGAAAAGUGAAAAAGGAGCGACGAAUUUUGUCGCCAGUACCCAUUCCGAAAGUAUAAUAGACUUUGAAUUUGGCAAAGAGGGCUACGAUGUUGACCGGACAAAUGGUUCUUCAUCCUGGUACGCAUUUUACAGCAUUGUCUGUCUUGUUGCAGGCACGGGCAUGUUGGGUUUGCCAUUGGCCCUCAGAAAAGGUGGUUGGGCCGGUCUCGUCAUGCUGAUUCUAGCAUGGUGGAUGUCUAUCUAUACAGGCGUCAUCAUGCAAACGUGUAUGUACAAGGGCAAAAACCGACGACUGGCGUCUUUCAAAGAAAUUGCCACUACAUCAUUUGGCUCAAUUGGAGGCUGGGUCUCCUUCUUUUUCACAACGUGGAUCUAUAUCGGUACAGCUGUCCUGUACGUAGUACUCGCAGCCAGCAACUUGAAUCAACUGUGUGAAGGCACAGCAGGUGAACUCGGUACUUUUGCAUGGACCAUCAUCUGGUGUGGUGUUAUCGGCAUUCCGUACAUUUUUGCAAAAUCAAUGAACAACGUUGCAUGGACCAGUCUUUUGGGUUUGGUUGCUGUUAUGACUACGAUGCUGAUCACAAUUAUCUUGGCCGGUAUCGAUGCUCCUAAUCACACCGACAGCCACAAAGAUAACGUUAUUUGGGAUGGUUUCCCCGUCGCUCUCGCCACCAUGUCGUUCAGUUUCGGCGCCAAUGUCGUCUAUCCAAACAUUGAAGGCUCGAUGAAGAACCCUAAGCGCUGGCCUUUUGUUGUGACCGGUGCCUUGAGCUUUGCCGCUGUCAUGUAUAUCGCAAUUGCAGUUUGCGGCUACUACAUUUACGGCAUCGAUGUUGUCAGUCCUGUUUAUAACAGUGUUCCCCCCGGCCCCGCACGUAUCGUUGCCAUCGUCCUGAUCACCAUCAAUUCCGUCGUCUCUGCACCUAUCUUGCUUGUAUCCUUUGCAUUAGACGUCGAAGAUAUGCUCAACAUUACCGUCGAACGGUUCGGAAAAACAAAAGAAUUUCUUAUUCGUACAUGUCUACGUGCGGCUAUCAUGGUGUUCGUCGGUGCUAUCGGCAUUCUUAUCCCUUUCUUUGACUUGCUCAUGUCUUUACUCGGUGCUUUCGCCAACUGUGCAAUCAUCUUCAUUUUCCCGGUUCUUUUCUAUUGGCGCCUUACCGGGUUCCGUAACAAGAAGAUUUAUGAGUUGGCGUGGAAUUGUUUAAUCAUUCUGGUCGGUCUCGUUGGUCUGAUCUUUGGUACCAAGACCGCCAUUGAAGAUUUGAUCGAUACCUUUGCUGAUGGUUAUCAAUACAAUAUCUAACACCAGCAAAACUAGACAAUUCGUGUUCUUUUAUUUGUUUCUCUUUUUUUGUGCUAUGUGUAUUUUAAUACCGUAUAUAUCCCCUCUUUCUGUAUGUAUCUUUAUUACUCC